UGCAACCUCCCACUGGUUAAGCUCCCUCUGCCCCUCAAGGCUACACCCUCUUCUUCAACGAGGUAUGGAAGUGGUUGUUUGGUUUAGGAUUUUUCUUUUCAUUUUUGGUUUACUUGUUUCUGGAAUGAAUUUUCGACUCAGCUCGUUUCCAGAGCCGACUCCACAAAUUGGUUUAAGGAUGAUAUUCCUAAAUUAGCCGAUAUGCUACUGUGUUUGCCUUUCCUUAUAGACCUUCACUAUCAGAAUACGCAGCAUUAUGGAUACGGUCUCCGCAUAUUGGGUCCGCAGCAACCAGGCGUGGUGCUUCUCUCCCAGGAGUUGAUCGCCGCUCUACUUGCAUGCUCUUUGUUUUGUUUGUUUCUAAUCUCUGAUAGAGGUCCAAGACAUCUGCCAACUAUCAACUUUGAUCAAUUGUUUGCGAGUCUCUAUGAAAGUUAUAGUGAGAGCCAAGAAAAUAAGUUGAGGUGCAUUGUGCACUAUUUCCAAAGGAUAUGUUUGCAAAUGCCUACAAGAUCUGUCUCAUUUGAGCGCAAGCUUCUCUCUUUAGGACACCAGCCUUUGCAAUCAUGCCUUUCUUAUCCAUAUGCUGAUUUUUGGACCAAAUCAACUAUCCCUCUGUGCCCUUUUCAGGUUCACAGCUCAGGUUUAAUAGAAGAUCAUGCUAUUGGGACACUUGAAGUGGACUUUGAAAAUAAAUAUCUAGGAGGUGGUGCUCUAAAUAGGGACUGUGUGCAGGAAGAAAUUCGCUUCAUGAUCAAUCCCGAACUGAUUGCUGGCAUGUUGUUCUUGCCUUCGAUGGCAGACAAUGAAUCUAUAGAAAUUGUCGGAGUAGAGAGGUUCUCUGACUAUACAGGGUAUUCCUCUUUAUUUCGGUUUACUGGUGACUAUGUGGACAAAAGGAAUGUUGGUUCCCUUGGAAGACGUAAAACCAGAAUUCUUGCCAUGGAUGCUUUGUGCAGUCCAAGAAUGAAGCAGUACAAACUUAAUUACCUUCUUCGGUAUGUAAAUUUUUGGUUUUGAUUCACAUUAUGUUAUACCAGGUUUGUAGAAAAAUGAAUAGUAAAAUAUAUGACAGCCGGUAGGACAGAAAAUUACUAUUAAGUUUCCAGCUGCGACUGAUGGUGCUUUAAGAACACUGCAUCGAGACUUAACCCAAAUUUAAGAAAGAAAUCAACCUAG
Messenger RNA from Hibiscus syriacus, 1179 nucleotides. Its product is annotated as poly(ADP-ribose) glycohydrolase 1-like. The transcript is spliced from 6 exons. The record is from RefSeq and is a predicted model, not a curated record. Gene Ontology annotation, molecular function: poly(ADP-ribose) glycohydrolase activity. The coding region runs from base 202 to 1020 and encodes 272 amino acids. Gene Ontology annotation, biological process: carbohydrate metabolic process; ATP generation from poly-ADP-D-ribose; nucleotide-sugar metabolic process. Gene Ontology annotation, cellular component: nucleus; cytoplasm. NCBI's taxonomy places the organism in Eukaryota, Viridiplantae, Streptophyta, Magnoliopsida, Malvales, Malvaceae.